This is a messenger RNA of Medioppia subpectinata, 1080 nucleotides long. The record is from the annotation of a GenBank genome assembly. NCBI's taxonomy places the organism in Eukaryota, Metazoa, Arthropoda, Arachnida, Sarcoptiformes, Oppiidae.
GUUUUCUAAUUCAAAAAAUAAUUGCCAAAUAUUUUUGUAAAUAUUAAAUAUAUUUUUGUGGUUUAAAUGCCGGGAUAUGUGAGGGACCGGUUCCCCGACCUAUCGGCCGAAGAUCGGGAAGAUUACACGUGUGGUAUAUGUCAUGAGAUAUUUAACACUCCGGUUAGCACAACGUGUUGUCGGCAGACGUUUUGCGAGGACUGUAUCACUCAAUGGCUUCAGACUAACACUAUCUGUCCUUACGAUAGAAAACCAUUAACACCAGGUCAAGUGUCUCCAUCACCAAGAGCAAUGGCCAACACUUUGGGUCGUUUUAGGAUUCGGUGCGACUAUUGGGACAACGGGUGCCGCGAUGUGAUCAAACUCGAUGGCCUACUUCAACAUACAGGCAACUGUCGCUAUAAAUACGCACCAUGUCCGAAAUGUGAUGGCAUGCAGACACCGGGUCACGACUGUAUCGAAGUGUUGCGGACAGAAAUCGAGUCACUGAAAGUGGUGAAUAAUAUCUUAACAAAAGAUCAUGAUUAUAUGCAUUCCACUCAGUCUGACCGGCAGCUACUUGACGAAUGUAGACAACACCUGUCGGCACCGGUAGUGGAAAUGUUGACAAAACAUAACACACUAUUCGAUGUGUGUAAACAAGUUGUCUAUGACAUGGAGCUCGAGUUCGGCACCGAUUGGUAUUGUACGGCCAAAUGGAGCACCAAUGAUAAAUAUGACAGUUUCUAUACAUACGAACCAGGUUGUUAUAUGGAUUUUAGUUGGAAAGUAUUGAAGGCCCGACUCGAGCAUAAAAAAAUUGUCCGUAAAUUAGACAUAUAUAAGACAGAUAUGAAUGCAUCGAUGGUAUCGGUUGUGACGGACAUUGUGUUUAAGGCCAUCGAUAGUAAUGAUGAUAAAGAGUGGGCUUUUGUGAACACCAUUUCGGAACAAAUGGAGGGCAAAUAUCCGGACGGAAAGUGGCUGUGCUUUGCCUACCCUAAGCAUUUUGGUAGUAAAUGUGUGUACCACGAGAUUGGCAGAUAUAUUCUGUGUUACGUGGAUCAGCUGACCAUCAUCGUAUUUCAGGCCAUCAAAUAG